This is a messenger RNA of Rhineura floridana, 2215 nucleotides long. RefSeq names its product coagulation factor XIII B chain-like. Lineage: Eukaryota; Metazoa; Chordata; Lepidosauria; Squamata; Rhineuridae. The record is from RefSeq and is a predicted model, not a curated record. The coding region runs from base 59 to 1882 and encodes 607 amino acids. The transcript has 11 exons.
ACUGAGUAACUCAGCAGCAGUUGGAACACUACAAGAUUGCCACUGGGAACCACUCGGAAUGGGAUAUAAAAACUGGAUUUUCCCAUUUAUACUGGCUACAUUGGGGGAUGUUCUUGCAGAAGGUAGGUUUUGUGACUUACCCAGAAUAGAAAAUGGAAGAAUUGCUCCGUAUUACUAUAGUUUCGAAAGCUAUUAUUUUCCAAUGAAGAAAGAUCAAAAGCUUUCAUAUUCUUGUUUGGCUGGCUAUACAACAGAAAGUGGAAGACAAGAUGGAAAGAUCAACUGCACAAUGAGAGGCUGGACACCAGCCCCGAAAUGUUACAAGAAAUGUUCCAAACCUACCUUGGAUAACGGUGUUUUCUCUGAUAUGAAAAUGUCCUACAAAAUCUGGGAGAGCCUGCGGUACAGUUGCAAUUCAGGUUACCAGACUCCUGGAGGUGGCAGGGAUAAAACUAUACAGUGUCUUCAAAAUGGAUGGUCGGCUCAGACACAGUGUAUAGAAACAUCAGAGACGUGUUCAGCACCAGAACUGCUGCACGGCCACUACCAUACAGCUCAGAGAGUGUUCAACUUAAAUGAAAAACUCAAAUAUGAAUGUGAUGAUGGAUAUCAUACAACAGGAGGCAACACAAUGGAGGAACCACAGUGUCAUCCUCAAGGCUGGUCCCUUAUUCCCAAGUGUACUAAAUUGGGAUGUUCAUCACUGAGUCCUGUAGAAUAUGGAGGUGUCUAUCCGAGGAAGGAAAGCUAUGAAGAAGGAAAUAUGGUUCAGUUUUACUGCUUGGAAGGUUAUUCCUUGAAAGGGUCAGAAUUAAUUCAGUGCUAUUAUUUUGGCUGGUACCCAGAACCUCCGGUAUGUGAAGAAAGAAGAAACAAAUGUCCUCCUCCUCCUCAACCGCCUAAUACCAAAUUGCUAACCAAUUUAAGAACAUACCGUCAUGGAGACACAUUGCGUUUGGAGUGCGAGCAUCCUUUUCAAAUUGCAGGAGAUGAAGAAAUCCGAUGUGAGAAUGGCAGAUGGACUUCACCUCCCAAAUGCAUUGAUAUGGGCAGGGCAGCAAACACAGACAGCCAUCACAGCUUUGAAACUGAUGAGAGAUGCAGUUCUCCUCCUGCAGUUAAAAACAGUUUUAUUUUUAAUAAUAUUGGUCCAUUGUUGACAAGCUACACAACUGGUUCUGUAGUAGAAUACAGAUGUCAACCCUUCCAUCUGAUGAAAGGACCUAAUACAAUUCACUGUGUCCAAGGAAACUGGACAACACCACCAAUUUGUUUAGAACCAUGUUUGGUUGAUGAAGAAAAUGCCGGCAAUUACAACAUAGAAAUGAAAUGGCAUCUGGAAGAAGAAUUAUAUUUCUUACAUGGGAACAUUAUUGAAUUUGUGUGCAAGCCAGGAUAUAUUUUGCCCCCAUCUAUCAGAGAAUCCCAGCUGCUGGUGCAGUGUAAUCACGGAGAACUGACAUAUCCCAUGUGUAUUUUAAAAGACCCGAAUGCAAACUGUGGCUCUCCACCUUCCAUAAAAAAUGGAGGAGUUGUGGGCUCAUUGACAACAGACUACGCCCAGGGUUCAUCAAUAGAGUACAGCUGCCAUGAAUAUCAUUUUUUGCAAGGUUCUAGGAAAGUGUCCUGUUCAAUGGGCCAGUGGACUACCCCACCAAUUUGCAUAGAGCCAUGCACCUUAUCAGCAGAAGAGAUGGCAAACAAUAAUUUGGAUCUAAGAUGGAGUUUUGACAAUCGACCUUAUUUUCUCCAUGGAGAAUUUGUUGAGUUUAGAUGCAAAGCAUACCAUUUUAGUUCGCCAUCAAGUUCACCAUCUGAUUUUAGAGUACGGUGUCAGAAUGGACAACUAUUGUAUCCACUUUGCAUACGGAGGAGAGGGUAAAAGGAAACUGAAGAAACAAUGCUUGGAGGGCUCAUGGACUAUUUUCCGUGUUGCAAGCUGGUUUCCAGUAUAACUCUGCUACAGAGGUUUACUUGCACAAGACUCUAGUUACUCAAGACAAGUAGGAUAGCUGCUGACUUCAACUUAGAACAUUAUCUGGAGGUGCUUUUUUUUAAAGCAAAUGCCUCCACAAUCUGUUUAUUUUAAUAAAAACAAGCAGUGGUGUUCAUAAGACGCCCUUGCAUUUUGUUCUCAAAUGUCUUGAUAUAUCAGCCUUCUGAUGUUCAUCCUCAUUCUCCUCAAGUUUUGCAGUACAUGUUAUUUCCAUAUUCA